Messenger RNA from Suricata suricatta (meerkat), 2136 nucleotides. RefSeq names its product sarcalumenin-like. The transcript is spliced from 4 exons. Bases 1330 to 2136 code for a protein of 268 amino acids. The record is from RefSeq and is a predicted model, not a curated record. NCBI's taxonomy places the organism in Eukaryota, Metazoa, Chordata, Mammalia, Carnivora, Herpestidae.
UUGGAUUUUUUUAUCUGAAUUAACUAAGCAUUGUGGAUUAAUAAUUUUUAUCUGAUGAUUCAAAUAAUUCAAGGCUAACUGAUUAGUGUUGUCUCCAGGGCCUCUUACUUAUGAUGUCUUUUUUUAAAUUAUAUUCCUGAUUAUCUCUCUUUGUGGACAUUGUACAUGAACAAUUGCUGUUUGAAAUAAUUUGGGGCCUAGGAUGAUGUAUGCAUACUCCAGAAAUUUUGUUUUAUUUGGUCAGGGCUUAGAAGGGUUCUUCUUGUCUGGAACCAUUAUAAUCUGUUCAAAGUUUCAAGUUUACUAGUCCACCUGUAUGUUGCAAAGCCAAACUAAAAGACUUUAUGAAAGCUACUUUUAUUUCCAGUUUACAAUUACCCUUAAACUGAAACAUUUGAGGUUCCCAGCAUCAUAUGGGUGAUGGUUUGUUAGGAAACUCCUCCCAUUGUAAUGAGCCUUGGGCUUUGCUUUUCGUUACUCUACUGCCUUGAGUCAGAAGUAUAUUCAACUCAGUUUGGCACUGGCGUAUCACUUAACCUCUAUUCCUAACCACAGAUGCUCUCCAGAGAUAGUUAACCAUAGGAGUACUAAAAAAAAUUGGUGAAUUCCUCUCUGACCUCAUGUAGGAAAUGAAUUCUUAACUAUGAAUCAAAAUCUAGAUUAAAUAAAAGUUUGAUAAAUUUGACUACCUUUUUAUGCAUGGCAGAAAUACACUAUAUACAAAGAAAAAAACGACUAACAAGCUUAAAGUAAAUAUUUGCAACAUAUAACAUAAAGACCUAAUAUAAUUAAUAUAAAAAGAAAGUGAAAACUGAGGGGAGAAGGACCAACAACCCAGUAGAAAAAUAUAGAUGAGACAUGAGCAGACAGUUCACAAUGAUAUUAAAACUGUCAAUAAACAUGCAAAGUAAACAUACCAUUGAGAUACUACCACUCACCUAUCAUGUUAGUGAAAAAAGUAUUCCAACACAUGUUGAAAAAGGUGUGAAGCACUCUCUUGACGGGAAAGCAAAAAACUGGUCUAGGGCUCGGCUGAGAGGAUAGCCUGGUGAUGGAGAUUUGAGAAUCAUCUGUGCUUAGAGGGAAAUGAACAAAUCACUCAGGAAGAGAGAACAUGUGGACUGAGGAGAGAGGAGGUCCCGGAACACAGCUACUCAAGGUGGCAGGCAGCUCUGCUUCCGGGCAGAUACUACCACCAGAGCUCUGGAGUCAGGCAGAGCCAGUCUUGAAAUCAGCUUGUGGGAUUUAGUUCCUGAGUGCUCUUGGCAAAGUCGGGUACCCUCCCUGCGAUCAGCUGUCACACCUGGCAAUGACGUACAUCUCAGAGGGAUGCUGUGCAAGGACCUGAGAUGCUCACCUGCUGUAAAGAAGCCUCCGGAUUGCUCUCUCGGUGAUCCCCCUUUUCCACCCUGCCCCCCACUCUCUGUGGCUACCCGGUCCCUAGGAGAUGGGGAUGAGGGGGUGGGGGACCGAGCUUGGGUGACGCGAGGCUCACGUGACCGGCCGGGCGCCGACGUGGGCAGCAGCCCCCGCGCCAGCCUGCUCGCCCGCCCUGCGGUCCGAUCCCUGCGCUGUCCGCUCCCGUCGCCCGCGGGGAACCAGCUCCUUGAGCUGCCUGGGCGGCAAGCGAGGGGCCCGCGGGCUUUGGCGAGCCCGAGGAGGUGCAGGCCUGCCCCGGGCCCCGCAGGUCAGUGUGAAGGUCUGUGUGUCUGUCCCCAGCACUCUGCAAGACUAAAGAAGGAGGAAGAACCUGUCCAGAAUCCCUGGAGGAAAAGAAGGGAAAAUCUCAACAUGGAAAAACUCUACAAUGAAAAUGAAGGACAGCUGGAAAUCAAGGGAAAGCCAGAAGAUGAAGUAGAAUCAGAAGAUGAAGGAAAAUCAGAUGAGGAAGAAAAGCUGGAAGUGGAGGGGAAGCCAGAGCAUGCGGGAAAGUUCCAGAAUGAGGGACAGCCAGAUGAUAAGGGACAACCAGAAGAUGAGGGGAAGCAAGAAAAGCAGGGCAAGUCUGAAAAUGAGGGAAAACCACACAGUGAGGGCAAGCCAGAAUCCCUGGCAACAGCUGAGAGUGAGUCACGGGCUGCUGAAAAGCCUAGAGAAAUCAACCUGGUGGUUAUGACAACAGAUACAGUGCUGUAA